AUGGCUGCGCCUACGGAAGCUCAGAUUGCUCAUCAGCAACUCCUGGAUGACCUCGACAUCCACGCAAUUCACAAGUCCUUCCGAUCUCCGUCCUGGCGCCCCAACCACCGCCGCAACAAGAAUAUCAAGACCAUCUCCACCGAUCUAUCCCGUAAGGAGGCCUCAUCAUCCGCCAUCGCCACCCCCCAAGACGACUCUCCCGCCGCGACGCCUCUUCCCGGCGGCCUCUCCCCCAGCGGUGCCUCAACGCCCGCCGACGCAGCGAACGCCCAGCCGAACCUCGCUCAGGCAUCACGCAGCUUGUCGAAGCUCGUGCUCGAAAAGACGCUGAAGCAGCAGCAAGGCGGCGGCACAGGCGGCGCGACGGGCCCGGCGAGCGCAGCACCCAGCGCGACGUACACGAACAUCGAGAGCGCGCCGUCCCUGGCCCACACGAAGCGGUACUGCGACAUCACGGGCCUGCCCGCGCCGUAUAUUGACCCCAAGACGAGGCUGCGGUACCACGACAAGGAGGUCUUUGCGCUCAUCCGAGGUCUGCCCGCAGGGUGUCGCGGAGCAGUAUCUCGAGGCGAGGGCGCCCCCCCGGUGUUGAAAUAG
This is a messenger RNA of Verticillium alfalfae VaMs.102, 597 nucleotides long. RefSeq lists its product as hypothetical. The record is from RefSeq and is a predicted model, not a curated record. Gene Ontology annotation, biological process: chromatin remodeling. The transcript has a single exon. Bases 1 to 597 code for a protein of 198 amino acids. Lineage: Eukaryota; Fungi; Ascomycota; Sordariomycetes; Glomerellales; Plectosphaerellaceae. Gene Ontology annotation, cellular component: Ino80 complex.